This is a messenger RNA of Triticum dicoccoides, 672 nucleotides long. RefSeq names its product cell number regulator 2-like. NCBI's taxonomy places the organism in Eukaryota, Viridiplantae, Streptophyta, Magnoliopsida, Poales, Poaceae. The coding region runs from base 59 to 481 and encodes 140 amino acids. The transcript has 4 exons. The record is from RefSeq and is a predicted model, not a curated record.
CAUAGUCCUACUCCCACAACUGCAAGUAUCGGUCGCAGCUCCCCCGGCAAUCCUCCCCAUGGCCAGCCUCAACAACGCUUCCUGGUCCAGCGGCCUCUACGGCUGCUACGACGACGUCGGCGGCUGCUGCCUGACGUUCUUCUGCCCGUGCGUCGUCUUCGGGAGGAUCGCCGAGAUCGUCGACAUGGGCGCCACAUCUUGCUGUGCGAGCGGGACGGUGUACGCUGCCCUGGCGUCGGUGACGGGGAUGGGCUGCCUCUACUCCUGCGGCUACCGCUCCAGGCUGCGGGAGCAGUACCGGCUCAAGGAGACGCCGUGCGGCGACUGCUGCGUCCACUGGUUCUGCGAGGCCUGCGCCCUCUGCCAGGAGUAUCGCGAGCUCAAGACCCGCGGCUUCGACAUGGCCCUCGGAUGGCAGGCCAACAUGGAGAAGAUGGGGAAGACCACGGCGCCGCAGACGCACGCGGGGAUGACUCGCUAGAGCAUCCAUGCGGCCGCCGACGGUGUAUCCACGGUCGUCAAUGUCAGCUUCCAGCUCAAGAUGAAGAAUGCCACCAGUGCACGGCGUCUAAUUAUGUCUUGUCGCGAGUCGCUUCGUGUUUGUGCUCAAUGUGUAGUGUGCCUUUCUGUUGUAAAUCGUCGUUUCCCAUCCGUCCACCUCCACCGUGUGUG